AUGCAUAGAUCUAUUAAUAGUCCAAUGAUGAAGGACAAUGACGGAAGCGCCGACCCCAGCACCAGCACCAGCACCAGCACUCCCCGAGAACAUGUACAUGGAUACAAGAAGCUAGUUGACUACAGCUCACGACGUGCUGCAACAACCACUAGCGGUACGCAUGCUAGUACCUUUACCGGUAGUACCCGACCGUCACGACGAAGAGGUAGCAUGGGUACUAGUACUACAUGUACUGGAACUGGCACUGGUACUGGUACCUGUAUUAAUAGCAGCAUACCAGAACCGGUAGCUUCAGGUAAGCUUCAAGACAGCAUUUCCACCUUUGGCACUAUGCACACUGGUACGGGUACUACCGGUACUACCUGGACGUGGUCUAGAAGCACUAUUAAUAGAUCUACUCAGGCUGUCAAUUUCAACCAUGGCAGCGGACACAGCAGGAGCAAAGAAGGCGAACGACGUUCCAAGAUGAACUGGUUGGCAAACAAUACCCCCAAGAGAAGUCUGCACAACAGUUACUAUGCUGCUGCAUGCCCAAAACGUGCAUGUGCACCUCCCGUGGUUCUCAAGGUCAUCUUCCCCAAAGGAAAGGAACCUGUACAAGCACAAUGCCAUGCACUAAAUGGUAAUACCGACGACAACGACGACGACAACAACACUGCUGUCGAUGUCGAUAACGUUGACGUUGACAUUGACAUUUCAAUCAGUCUCCGCACUCUGACCGGACAGAAACCGAAACUUGCUGCUUGCACUAGGAGACGAUCCUCCACAUCAUUUGUAGCUGGAUCGCAAAUCAAAACCUACAGCCUAGUUUACUAA
This is a messenger RNA of Seminavis robusta, 816 nucleotides long. NCBI's taxonomy places the organism in Eukaryota, Bacillariophyta, Bacillariophyceae, Naviculales, Naviculaceae. The record is from the annotation of a GenBank genome assembly.